This is a messenger RNA of Recurvomyces mirabilis, 492 nucleotides long. RefSeq lists its product as uncharacterized. The coding region runs from base 1 to 492 and encodes 163 amino acids. NCBI's taxonomy places the organism in Eukaryota, Fungi, Ascomycota, Dothideomycetes, Mycosphaerellales, Teratosphaeriaceae. The transcript has a single exon. The record is from RefSeq and is a predicted model, not a curated record.
AUGAACACAUUCUUCACCCUCCUGCCGACCAUGCAGCUGGUCUGCUCGAGUGCCGCGUCAAGUCAGAACUAUCGCUAUCGACUGGCUGCUAUCAAUGAAACGCUUCACCCAGUCUCACUCGACCAGGUUAACGGCACGGUCACGAACGCCUCAUCACUAGUAGAUGACAGUCUAGGCAAUGCCAUCUUCACUGGCCCGUCGUCGGCCACAUAUGACUUCGGAAGGAACAUAACGGGCAAUAUUACGCUCACAGUCGGUGAUGUCGAUGCAGAUCAGUAUAUAGGUGUCCACUUCACUGCGAUCAAUGCCUCAGCCAGCGAUGGAUGCGCCGAGAUCACAUCCAUCGGCACCAACGAAACGUUCUGGUUCUUUGCCACCGGACCUGGCAACUUUACUGUCCCACGUCAGCACGAGCGAGGCAGUUUUCAGCAUUUGAGCUUGCUGCAUAACACCACGGGUGGUAUUCAGGUGCAGCAGAUUACUGUGCAGUGA